AUGAGGGAAGGCGGGGGGUUAAACCCGCCAACUGUGGAUGAUGAGAAUGGCAUCAGAGAGGAUGAGGAGCACCUAGAGGAUUCGGAUGAUGCUGGUCCUUCAGCUAUGGAAAAGCCCAUGUACAACAGCAAAACAUACGUGACUGAUGGAUUUUCUCAUGGAUGCUACUGGAAAUCUAGCGGCAAAUUCGAAAUCUACGCUGAUAAUCUGAUCCAUCAGCAGCAGGCAAACUUUGAGACAAAAAUGAAUCAUCAGCAUUUCACCACUAGCAGCAGCAGCAAGGGCGCCACCGGCAGCAAUUUCACCAGCAGCACUGGCAGUCACAAUCCGGGCCAUCACCAGUACACGAACAGCAGCUCCAGUGGCGCCCCCUACAGUGACAGUGGCGGCAUCGGCGGAAGUUAUUACACCAGCAGCGCCACUGGUUCCCGAUCUUCCGGUGGCGGUUAUUCCGGCUACAAUCAAUCUUCCGGCUACGCAACAACAACAACGGCGGCCAAAGACGAUGGCGGUUUGUACGGCGGGGGAAGUGGCUACAACAACACCAACAGCUCCAGCUCCACCUAUUAUCCACAAGCUUCCCGAGGAAACGCGACUUCCGGUUCGGAUGGUGCGAUCCGAAGCGGCCGGAAGUUGCCGAAUGUUGGUCACGAGGGAGCCAUUACGGUGGGCAGUGGAUCGGCGCGCAAUGGCAAACGUCAGCUGCCGAACGUUCAGGGCCGGAGUAGUUCCUCGUUGGAUCAUUCCAGUGACUAUCGCUUGGCCACCCAGUCGCCUACGGGCCGGAAGCUGCCGGUGCCGCAGCGAGGUAUGAAGACGGGUGCCGGAAUGGCCGGAACUCUGCCCGGGCAACCUCCGUUGAUCGAUAAUUUCAACAUCGAUCUGUCGCUCAAGACCCGCAAGAGCAUCUCCGGUCCGAUCGACGAGGAUAGUCUGAAUCGUUUGAAGCACAACAUGUUCGGCAACUUUGGUGUUGGUGGCCAAAACAACAAGGAGAACAACUUCAUGACGACCUCGUCGUUUUACAUGAACAACGGAGGAGUUCCGGGCGUUGGGGGCGGUAUGAACGACAUGAUGAUGGACGAUAUGGACGAUGAGUAUUGUUACAGCGAUUUUACCGUAACCUCGCAGAUUACCUUGUCGAGCAGGAAGAUCAAAAAGCUCCCGAAGAUCGGGGGAAUGGCGAGGCAGGGAGCUGGUAGUCAGCCGAAGAACUCACAGUCCAUGUCGUACAUUCCGUCUGACGGCGGUUAUAAUAAGGGAUGGAAUGAUAAUUCUUACAAUAAUCCCUUGUAUAACGAGAGCGAUUACUACGAAGAUGAUGUUUAUAAUGGAGGCAGUGGAGUUCCGGCCAUUGGGUAUAACGAUGGAUAUUCGUCGUACAAUGAUCACGAUGGGUACGGAGGAGGAGAAGAAGUCGUACCGAAGGCCAAGAAAAUGUUGCCGACCGUACAGCAUAAUAGCAGUAGUAAGAAGACGUCCGGCCAGAAUCAUGAGUUGGGUUAUCCCUACAAUAAAGUGACAUAUCCAACAACGACGAGCAGCUCGUCCAGCACAGGUGUAGUGAAUAGUUAUCGCGAUGAGUAUGGAAGUAGUGGCCACUACAAUGGCCACCAGGAGAGUAGCUAUGAUAAUCAUGCAGGAGUUGUGGUUGAGAAACGCCACGAAGCCGUAACGAAGGGAAGUUUGAUGAAUGAUCGUGUGAGUGCGUUGAAGAAUCGGAGCCGAAGCACGACUCCGGUAUCGACGAGUGGAUCCAGUGGCAGUGGCAGUGGCAAACAGCUGCCUAAUACGGCAAACAUGACAAGCAAUAGUAGCUAUAUAAACAAUUAUCAGUCGACAGGCUACAAUGACACAAUGACUUCGUCGGCGUCGGCCAAUUCGUAUUCCGGCGGCCAGCAGACGACGUCUUCAUCGUCGUCGUACUAUUCGACGGCAGCCAACAGUCAGUAUUCACAGAACAACAUUCACACAACCACACCGAAACUGUUGCCAAAGCCAGUGCAAAGCAGCAAUAAUAGCAGCAACAGCACUAAUACGAGCACAACAAAAAACACCAAUUUUCUUGCCAGUCCGGAGAAGAAGCCACCUUUGCGGCGAUCCCCGGAGAUGUCCGAUCCGUACGAUAAUCACCUGGACCCGUACGAUAUGGGCGGUUCACAACAGUAUGGCAGUGGUCCGGUCCAGGCCCAGGUCACAUCCACUUCAUCAUCAUCAACCAUGGCCAAUUCCCGGAACCACGAGCUGGACCCAUAUGUGAACGACCGGCGUGGCAGCUCGUACGGAGAUGUCCAUCGCAAUGAUCCCUACAAUGAUCCUUACGAUGUCCAUCAGGACGAUCCGGAUGCCUACGCCGUGGCUGCUACUCUGAACGAUGACGAUAUUCUCUUGGAUGAACCGAGCCUUAUGCCGGCCACAAAGAAACCCGGCAAAGACGGCCAACCCAAGAAGCAGCUGCACUUUUUCGAUGAACGUGAAGAAUGCAUCGACGAAGAGCUGGAACAGCUGGAACAGUCGGCUGCCGAAAAGUUAGCUAAGCAGCAGCAGCAAAACCAAUCUCAACAACAGCAACAAUCACAACAAGACCAAAUGACCAUGAUGAAUGGCCAUCUUCCGCCGGUCGAUAAGCUCGAUGCGUCGAAGGCGGCCGCAACGAUAGUGUCCGGAAUGGAAGCAGUGGCGGCCGACAUUGGUAAGGACAUUUCGCAGCUGACGCAGGGCAAGCGGGAAAACUUCAACGCUCGGGAUAAGUGGCUGUGGGCGUACGAUCAGAUCAUAAACUGGAUGUGGAUCAACACUAAACCGCCAAUCAACGGUCGAAUACAUUUCGGAUCUUCAAAAGAAUCGUCAUCACAGCAGCAACUGAAGACAUAG
Uranotaenia lowii is the source of this 2874-nucleotide messenger RNA. RefSeq lists its product as uncharacterized. Lineage: Eukaryota; Metazoa; Arthropoda; Insecta; Diptera; Culicidae. Bases 1 to 2874 code for a protein of 957 amino acids. The transcript has 4 exons. The record is from RefSeq and is a predicted model, not a curated record.